Molecule: messenger RNA, 3230 nt
Organism: Ochlerotatus camptorhynchus
Lineage: Eukaryota; Metazoa; Arthropoda; Insecta; Diptera; Culicidae
Gene: Rgk3
Product: GTP-binding protein REM 1
Exons: 11
Coding region: 844-2103 (419 amino acids)
Cellular component (GO): plasma membrane
Molecular function (GO): calcium channel regulator activity; GTPase activity; GTP binding
Source: RefSeq, a predicted model, not a curated record
CGUCGCUGGGAGCGCGUGGUUAUUUAGGCGCAGCUCGUCCAGUCCUAUUCUGGGAAAGCCAAUCUCUACUAGUGUGGUAUUCUUUGUGUGUUGUCACAGGCUAUAUAUAUAUAUGGAGAAAUUACUGUCGGUUCUGCAAUCAGGUCUGCUUGUUUUCUACUAAAACCUAUGUCAAAAUACUAUGUCGCUCGUGAAACUCACAAGCUUCUGUAUCAAUCAGGAUUAUCACUAUGUCAUCAUCAUUAUGGUAGCAGUUUUGAAAUGAAGUGAAAAGUGAACAUCGGAGGAGCCAUAUAGUUAGCAAAUACCUUGACCAAUACAUAAAUGUAAAUGAGUGGUUGAUGCUAAAAAUAUCGAGUGAAAAUGAUGUUUUAAUUUUUUUUUAGUGAAACAUCUUAAAAAUAUUUACGAAAAAAAUCUCCACUAUCAUAUAGGAUGCAAGAAAAGCAACUAAUAUAUAAUAACGCAAUAAAUCAGUGAUAGUGAAGAUAACAUACCAGUGACGAGAGCGAAUAGAAAAUCAUACAUAUUAGAGGGAUAACGACCAAUGGUUCUAUGAAACAGAUUUUGUAUAACGAUGUGAUACCGAGUGCUUUGCGUAGAGAAAAACGGAAAGAAGCAAACAAUAUUUCUCGCCGUGGUGCUAUUCAGUAAAACAAAAAAUAAUAUUUAGCAGAAAAACGGAAAAGGAGUGCUCUUUACGCACCAGCUACUAUAGCCGAGAUAAAAGAUAUGUGAAUAUCUCCAAACAAGUCAAAAAUCCCACCUACUCCAAAGUAAGUGUAUCGGAUCGGUUCAAUACCAAAAAACAACAAAGGCGUUUCUGCUGUAUUAGAGGAAUUGAUGGCUAUGGCAGAUGAUACACCAUCAAGUAAUCGUCCACCGUACAAAAAACGAAGCUCAUCAAUAUCAGCGCCCGCAUGUGCAAGCUUGGAAACUAUAGUGAGCCCUCCAUCGGAGAGUGGCACACCGGAGGGCGGCACUCCAGGAUAUAAGAGACGGAGGCCAGCCACAAGGUCUCAAAGUGCCCGUAUAACCGGACCAAGAUCGGUGCGUCGGAAACCACAACCACCUUCUACCACCCUUCAAGACUCGAAGGGACACUGCACAAGCGAACCUAGGUUAAAUGAUUCCGAAACCCCACCACCCCAAAAACGCCGUGGCUCGCAAAGGAGAGCGACGCAGAAUAAUGGCAGAAGGAUUCAAAAUGUGAGAAUUAGAUUAGCUCCAAGAAAAUCUAAUGCUUUCUUAGAUGUACCAAAUAUACAGCACCUACAGAUUGAUGAUCAGGAUGAUGAUGAUAAUUAUAGACUGAGAACUUUUAGCUCCUCGAAGCAGGGCGUUGUUAAUCGAGGAGAUUCGUUUAGAAGACGGAGAUCGCGGAGUAACAGCCUAGCACCUACCAGCCCUAUGUAUGCUCCAGAAGAGGUGCUUCCACCAAGCAAUGUACCCAUCGAAUCGUUCUUUGUAGCUAUGAUCGGUGCCCCAGGUGUUGGCAAAGGAGCUCUGCUGUAUCAGUUCCGAUCAUCUGAAUGCAUCAAUGCAUAUGACACACGAGAAUCUCCAGGACAACAAAACAUUUCUAUAAUACUAAAUGGGGAGGAAUCUGAGCUAAAAUUCAUCGCCGAUAGUGCAGACAACAAGGAUGAAAUGGCAAAAGCAGACGCAUUUCUGGUUGUUUAUUCCGUGGUUGAUAAAGCUACAUUCAGUCGAGCGGAACAGCUGCUAAAUAUGCUACACGACAUGGACCUUUCCCGUACUCGUCCAAUUAUUCUUGUUGCCAACAAAAUUGACCUGGCCCGAUCGAGGGCCGUGUCAUCUCAAGAUGGAAAAUGUUUAGCCUGCACUCAUAGAAUCAAGUUCAUAGAAGUUUCAGUAGCAAUUAACCACAAUGUAGAUGAACUACUAGCUGGAAUUCUUUCUCAAAUUCGUUUAAAGAAAGAGCAAUGCGCAACACAGGGCUGUAAAGAAUCCUCUUCUCCGCACUGGUAUAAAAAUCGCAAUGUAGUACGUGCAUCCAUGAAAGCUCGCCAAAUGAUAACAUGGAUUUUCGGGAAGGAAGACACAAAAUUUAAAAACUGUGAAAAUCUCCAAGUUCUAUAAGCUUACCAACUGACCAUCAUUUCGUCAAACUAUGAAAACUUCCUCAGAAGCACAACUUUUCGUCGCUAUAAACUUAUCGAGUAGCAAUGUCGAACAUUUAUAUUUACAUCUAUAUAUUACUAAGUUUUUAGCCUAAUAAUUUAUUUUAAGGACGAAGUGCACGGAAGCCCUAAAGUAGCCAAUCUAUACAGCGAGCGUAUUGAGAAAAGGCUUCUGUUUCCAUCUCGUCUGGAUAAUCAUUUAGUUUUAUUAAUAAAAGUGCCUUUUCUAGAGAUCUAUACACCAACAAUCAAAAACACAUCCAAAAAGUCGAAUCACAGUAGAGAGUUUUGUAAAAUGAGACCAGCUAAAAUAACAGAGUAAAAUUUUCUAAAAAUGUUCUACAUAUAAAACAAUACAAAAAAUAUACGCUUCAGUGCGUGUUUUUCUGAACUAAGAUUAUUCUAUAUUUGAUUAAAGUGUCAUCUUUUUCUAUGAUGUGAAAGCUGAUACAAAAUGUUAUAGCCCAUUCAUAUAUCUGUUGGAUCCAUUUAAACAUAAUUGGCUUUCGUCAAUGGCAUUUUCAUUUCCAGCUUUAACAGCUACGACAAAAGAUAAGAAAAAAUAGCACGUAACCCAUUUACGUGGUUGUAAUAUUCAAGCUACGCAAAAUAUCACAAUUUAACGGAAAGAAUGUUUUAUGUGUCUCCUUCAGUAAAUGUUACCGUUACUUAAUCAUUUUGAAUUAAUUGCAGGGUUUUGAUUACUGAAAUUAAACAUGAUAUAAAAACAAGCAAACAAACAAAAUUACAUUUAAAUGAAACGCGUACGUUAAAAUACACCUACGGGAUGCUAGCUUCUUCAUUUGGAAUUUGUAUAUGUUCAAAAUUUAUAGGUCUCUAAAAACAAGAAAAAAUCUCCAAGAAACAUCUGGUCAAAACUCAAUUUUGUGUUAGUUAUUAAAUUUAUAAUACACAGAAAUAAAAUUCUGAAUUAUACUGGCGAUGCUAUAACCUUCCUUUUCACCCAAACUAGCAACUUGAAGGAAAUGUUGCUUACAAAUAUGGACGGUUGCAAACAAUAUUUGGAAUAUUUCAAGAAAUGACUCGUAAUUUUACACGAUAUUAUCUGUUUCUUUGGUAACAAAA